Molecule: messenger RNA, 2046 nt
Organism: Colletotrichum destructivum
Lineage: Eukaryota; Fungi; Ascomycota; Sordariomycetes; Glomerellales; Glomerellaceae
Product: Putative sodium/solute symporter, sodium/glucose symporter superfamily
Exons: 12
Coding region: 1-2046 (681 amino acids)
Biological process (GO): putrescine transport; urea transmembrane transport; spermidine transport
Cellular component (GO): plasma membrane
Molecular function (GO): spermidine transmembrane transporter activity; urea transmembrane transporter activity; putrescine transmembrane transporter activity
Source: RefSeq, a predicted model, not a curated record
AUGGACUCGACGCCGGUCCUCAACCAAGGCUGGGGCUAUGGCCUCAUGAUUGGUCUCGGCAUUCUCUUCGCCGUCAUAAUGAUCAUCAUUACCUGGGCCCUCAAGAGAUACAACUACGAGCUCCAGACGUCAGAAAUGUUCACAACCGCCGGGCGGUCACUGAAAUCCGGCUUGGUUGCUUCUUCCGUCCUCUCCACGUGGACAUGGGCUGCCACUCUGCUGCAGAGCACGGCGGUAGCCUACAAAUACGGCGUGUCUGGCCCGGUGUGGUAUGCCUCUGGCGCGACGGUACAGAUCAUCCUCUUCGCAACGCUGGCCAUCGAACUGAAGAGGCGGGCCCCAAAUGCCCAUACAUUUUUGGAGGUGGUGAAAGCUAGAUAUGGCCCCGUCACCCACGCUGUGUACAUUGUCUUCUGCUGCUUUUGCAACAUUCUGGUCACGGCGAUGCUUCUCACCGGUGGCUCGGCCGUCAUCCAGAACCUGACGGGAGCGCCUGUGGCCGCCUCCGUGUUUCUCUUCCCCAUUGGCGUCGUCGUGUACACCCUUUUCGGUGGCAUCAAGGCCACCUUCAUCACCGACUACAUCAACGGGCUGGUGAUCCUCGUCAUCAUCUUCAUCUUCGCCUUCACGGUGUACUCCACCAACGAGCUCCUGGGCUCUCCCGGGAAGGUGUGGGAGAUCCUCACCGAUCUGGCGGCUGAACGCCCCCUGUCCGGAAACUCGGGCGGCAGCUACUUGACUAUGCGCUCGCAAGGCGGUGCCGAGUUCUUCAUCAUCAACCUCUGCGGGAACUUCGGAACAGUCUUCCUCGACAACGGAUACUACAACAAGGCCAUCGCGGCUUCGCCUAUCGACGCUCUGCCUGGCUAUGUCAUGGGUGGCAUCAGCUGGUUCGCCGUACCCUGGCUGACCGCGACUACCAUGGGCCUCGCCGGUCUCGCCCUGGAGAAGUACGACGUGUGGCCCACGUACCCGAACAGACUCUCCCCGGCCGACGUCGACGCCGGUUUGGUGUUGCCCACCGCGGCCGUUGCGCUCCUAGGAAAGGGGGGUGCCGUCGCGACAUUGAUCUUGGCUCUUUUCAAGUUCAUGGCCAUCAUGAGCACCUACUCCUCCGAGCUCAUCGCGGUCUCGUCAAUCUGCACCUACGACAUCUACAAGACCUACUUCAACCCGUCGGCGACCGGCAAGCAGCUCAUGCGCAUCAACUACAUCGGCAUGGGCGUCUUCGCCCUGCUCAUGGCGGGCUUCGCCACGGGCCUCAACUACGUCGGCAUCUCCAUGGGCUACCUGUACCUCAUGAUGGGCGUCAUCAUCUCGUCCGCCGUGCUGCCCGCGACCCUGACGCUCCUCUGGGACGGCCAGUCGUGGGCCGCCGCGACCUUCAGCCCCAUCAUCGGCUUCGUGCUGUCCAUGACCGCCUGGCUGGUGACGACCAACAUCAAGUACGGCGAGCUGAGCGUCACCAACACGGGCGCCAACGAGCCCAUGCUGGCGGGCAACCUGACCUCGCUGCUGUCGCCCGUGCUCUUCAUCCCGCUCCUGACCUUCGUGCCGCCGUUCCGGCCGCAGGGGUACGACUGGCAGAGCAUGCUCAACAUCCGCCAGGCCGACGACCACGACGUUGCCGGUGCCGCGGACGCGGAUGUCGAGAACGUGCCCGAGGCGCCCGUCGAGCCGUUCGCCGACCCGGACGAGAAGGCCAAGCUUGAUAAAGCGGCCAAGACGGCGCGAUGGCUGACUGUCGGCGUCACGCUCAUCUUGUUAAUUCUCUGGCCCAUGCCGCUGUACGGCACUGGCUACGUCUUUGGGAAAUCUUUCUUCACCGGCUGGGUCGUGGUGGGCAUCACGUGGCUGUUCGCGUCGGUCAUCAUGGUCGUCUUCCUACCCAUCUUUGAGUCGCGGAGCACCAUUGUCCGGACAACGCGUCUGAUGUUCAAGGAUCUUUUCGGGAUGAGGGGGAGAGGAAAGCCAGUGACCGAGGGCCAGCCUCAGGGCUCUAGGACGCCGCCGGAGGUUGCAGAGAAGAUUGAGCCCAAGGCUUAG